GUCAUUGCACGCCACGUGCAGAACCAUGUCGAACUCGUGUAAGAGUCUUUUAAGAUUAUCUGCGACAGGUUUGAUCGGCUGGUUUGCAGGCAAAUAUUACGAACGACAAAACUGGGUAAAUGACGGGCGACAGGUGCUUCUACCCGGGACAAAUGUCAGGAGUAUGCCAGGGCUGCCGAUCUUCGGCACUGUCUCGGCAGCCUCACCUAUUGUCCCGGUUGACAAUAAUACUGUCGGUUCUGACAUGGGUUCGAAAUUAUCAGUCUCCGAGUCUCGUAUUAGUCAGAUUAUGAAAUAUGGUUUUCCUGGGUUGGAUCAUGUGAGGUCAUAUGAUGACUACGUUUUAUCUUACGACAGAAGAAAUAGAGUUGCUCACUGGGUAUUUGAGCACCUUUCAAAAGAUAGAUUGAAAGCCAAUGAUAACAUAGACAGAUCAAAAUGUGAGUUCACUCCUGAUCCUAGCAUACAUCCAUUUUUCAGAUCAGAUAAUAGUGACUAUAAACGUAGUGGUUAUGACAGGGGGCACUUGGCUGCUGCUGGUAAUCAUAGAUUAGAUCAAAAGCAUGUGCAACAAACAUUCUAUUUGACAAAUAUGGCACCACAAGUUGGACUGGGUUUCAAUAGGGAUUCAUGGAAUAAACUUGAAAAAUACGUCAGAAAAUUAACGAACAUUUAUAAGGAUGUCUAUGUUUGCACAGGCCCUCUAUAUUUACCAAAGGUAGAAACUGAUGGGAAAAAAUAUGUACGAUAUGAAGUUAUUGGUGCUAAUCAUGUUGCCGUCCCUACACACUUUUAUAAAAUAGUUGUAGGAGAGACUGCAGAUUCAAAAUUAGAAAUGGAAGCUUUUGUUAUGCCUAAUGCACCAAUUAAUAAUGAUACUCCACUCAAAAAUUUCCAGGUCCCACCAGAAAGCGUUGAACGAGCAGCAGGAUUAUUAUUUUUCGAUAAAGUAGCGAGAAAUAAACUGAAUAAAAUUAAUGGUAAAAAGGUGUAGCUAAAUCAAAAUUGAUUUUACAAAAUUGAGAUAAUGUACAGUACACAUUUUAAAACGUCAAUUUUCAAUUGAAAUACAUUACUACAUUUAAAAAAUAAUUUUACAUUGAAAAUAAGUGAUAUUAUAAAUAAUGUCAAUGUUAUGUGGAUAAGUGAAACAAAUUUCAGUGAAAUGUGUAAUUGCAUGUGUUAUAUGUAAAUAUUAUUUUAGCCAAUUAAAACACAAUCAU
This is a messenger RNA of Phymastichus coffea, 1223 nucleotides long. It is a transcript of the gene EndoG, whose product is annotated as endonuclease G, mitochondrial. Gene Ontology annotation, cellular component: mitochondrial inner membrane; nucleus. The transcript has 5 exons. The record is from RefSeq and is a predicted model, not a curated record. Gene Ontology annotation, molecular function: metal ion binding; nucleic acid binding; RNA endonuclease activity. The coding region runs from base 26 to 994 and encodes 322 amino acids. NCBI's taxonomy places the organism in Eukaryota, Metazoa, Arthropoda, Insecta, Hymenoptera, Eulophidae. Gene Ontology annotation, biological process: apoptotic DNA fragmentation.